Molecule: messenger RNA, 1107 nt
Organism: Oryzias melastigma (Indian medaka)
Lineage: Eukaryota; Metazoa; Chordata; Actinopteri; Beloniformes; Adrianichthyidae
Product: heme-binding protein 2
Exons: 4
Coding region: 335-910 (191 amino acids)
Cellular component (GO): cytoplasm
Source: RefSeq, a predicted model, not a curated record
GCAGGUUUAGGAGCUUUGCCUGUGCUGGAGGCAGGAAACUGCUCUGACCAGUAUUGAAUAAGAGUUCUUUGGUUAAAGAAGCUCUGCGGUGAGUUAUUGUUCUCACGUAAACAGAUGUAGUUCAAAACAGCUUUUUCGCAAAAACUAUCAGUGACAGAAUAGCAGGAAUUUUUUACUAAAUAUGCCGUUCUUCCUCUAAGGAAGGGCUUGCGUGGCUCUGCCUAUGGGUGGAGACUGAGUUUCCCCUCAGGGGCAUUCUCUGGGGGCGGGUAAGACUGCACCCGGGAUUUCAGCUGCUGCUGGGAGGUUGCAUUUUUUCUGGAGCUCAGCGGAGAUGGAGCUCCAGCUGAUGGUUGCUUUGCUCCUGCUGCCGGCCUGCAGCGGACAGUCUGCCCAGCAUUGCCACGGCCAGCCCUGCCCUCAGUACCAGAUCCUGGAGGCCAACGGGGACUUUGAGGUACGACAGUACCCCCCCACCGACUGGAUCACCACUGAAGUAGAGGGCUCCGACUUACCUGCAUUCCUUGCAGCAAGGUCUAGGCUUAAGGAUUUCUGUGAGAAAUCUCAAAAAGCUGGUCAACCAUGCCCAGGCGCGUGGCCUGCCAUCAUCACUGUUUCUAAAGAGAGACAGGCUCAGAAAGUGACCUUGUCCUGGUAUCUUCCAACUGAAACAAAGCUUCAGACCUUUGAUACUUCGGUCACCCUGCAGCACAGAGAUGCAGCCAUCAUCUUUGUCAGCUCCUUUGGUGGUUUUCCAGGCCUCAGCGGUGCCCAAGAUCAUGUGGAAAUCCUUAAGAAGUCUGUGGCCAAGGUUGGGAGGAAAUUUAAGUCCCACACUUUUACUGGAGCAGGUUAUGACACAUUUUUAGCUUCCAGUCACUACAAUGAGGUCUGGGUGUAUGCUGCCUGACAACAGAUGACGUCAUCUGUUGAUAGCAUUGCGUGAUGCAUUGUUCAGGUUUAUUUUGUUCAUCCUAAUCUUUAUAAUACCUAUUAAAAGUUUAUUUGAAAACUCCCAUAAUUUAAGAAAUUCCUUAGAAUUAUUCAGAGCCAGAAACAAAAGCUCUUCUGUUCUGCUUUCACCUGAUUAAAUGUAUUUUAACAGCA